Molecule: messenger RNA, 966 nt
Organism: Vitis riparia (riverbank grape)
Lineage: Eukaryota; Viridiplantae; Streptophyta; Magnoliopsida; Vitales; Vitaceae
Product: CASP-like protein 1E1
Exons: 2
Coding region: 128-736 (202 amino acids)
Source: RefSeq, a predicted model, not a curated record
UCAAUGCAUCUCCAUCUUCCUCCCUUCAAACCCCAUCUACCCACUUUCCCCUAUUAAUACAACACAUGCACUUCUCCUCCAUCUCCAUUUCUUCCACUUAUUCAUAAGCUUUCUCCUUCAAUCUCCAAUGGAGUCCCAAUGCAGGCCAAAUGUGGAUGGGGUGCAUAACGGAGUGGAGAGCCAUGUGAAGGUGGUGGAGAAGCCAAGGAGCGUGGGGUCGUCUUCCGAGUUCGUCCUCCGCAUUCUUGGGCUGCUUCUCACAUUGAUUGCUGCAGUGGUGGCCGGUGUUGAUAAGCAGACCAAGAUCAUUCCUCUUACUCUCAUAAAAACCCUGCCUUCCCUACAUGUUCCUGUCACUGCUAAAUGGAGUGAUAUGUCCGCUUUUGUGUACUUGGUGGUGUCGAACGCAAUAGCAUGCUCAUAUGCUGCAAUAUCUCUAGUACUAGUGAAAAUGCUGGGCCGGAGGGGGAAAGGUGGCAGGGUGUUGGCAGUGAUAGUCCUAGACUUACACAUGGUAGGGCUUCUCUUCUCGGCCAACGGAGCUGCAACCGCAGUUGGAGUCCUGGGCCAAUAUGGGAACUCACAUGUUCAAUGGAAGAAAGUCUGCAAUGUGUUUGAUUCCUUCUGCCACCACUUGGUCGCUUCUCUAGUGCUGUCUUUUCUCGGGUCACUCUCCUUUCUCGGGUUGGUGUUGCUUGCCAUUUUGAACCUGCACAAGAAAUCUAGCACCAAGUAAUUUUGGUUUAGUAAUUUCUUGGUGGAUGGGGCAAGGAAAGUUGGUAAAUAUAAUGCAGUACUUGCUAGUAUAUGCUCUGUUUGCAGUGAUCAUGCAUAGCGUAGGCUAUGUAAGUUUGUAAUUCGAAAUUCGAAAGUACCGCCUAUAAAAAUAGGAAAUAUUUUAGGUAUGGACGAUGUUGUGUGUGAUUAUUGUGAUAUUCACUCAUACAAAGAAAAAAGUUUCCAACA